Molecule: messenger RNA, 1554 nt
Organism: Uncinocarpus reesii 1704
Lineage: Eukaryota; Fungi; Ascomycota; Eurotiomycetes; Onygenales; Onygenaceae
Product: hst4p protein
Exons: 3
Coding region: 1-1554 (517 amino acids)
Biological process (GO): negative regulation of transcription by RNA polymerase II; replication-born double-strand break repair via sister chromatid exchange; regulation of DNA repair
Cellular component (GO): mating-type region heterochromatin
Molecular function (GO): histone deacetylase activity, NAD-dependent; NAD+ binding
Source: RefSeq, a predicted model, not a curated record
AUGUCUUACCUCUCUGAUUCCUCAUCCGACCUCAGCUCUCCGCCCGCAUCUCCAAGUCCCCCGCCGGACUUUUACCCAUCUCCUCCCUCGUCUCAAACUCUCCAGGGCACCUCUCCCGCAAUAUCCGAAACAUACUCAGCAGAAAGGAAUGAAACGGAAAAGCGAGCGCCGCAACCGAAGCCUCGAAUCUCCAGACAUGUCAACUUGGGCAUGUCACCCGGUCGAGAUCAAUCAAAUGAUCUAAAUAUGCUUAUUUCAGCCAUCCAGAACAAACGCAAGAUCGUAGUAGUGGCUGGAGCUGGCAUUUCGGUUUCUGCCGGUAUUCUAAAACGCGUCGAAGACACUGACACGGUGUUUCCAGUUCCUGACUUUAGGUCUUCACACGGAUUAUUCAAAACGUUACGAAAAGGCCAUAAGUUAAAGGCAUCCGGAAAAGAACUCUUCGACGCAUCUGUCUAUUUAGAUAGCACAAUGACUUCUUCAUUUCACGAAAUGGUUCGCUCAUUGUCCGGUAUGGCGGCGGCCGCGCAGCCCUCGGCUUUUCACCACUUGCUUGCUCGACUUGCAAAAGAACGCCGCUUGAUGCGGCUAUAUACACAAAAUAUUGACGGCAUCGACGCGUCUUUACCACCAUUGACUACUGAAGUGCCUUUGGACUUCGAAGCAGAGCUAUUCCAGGGACCAGAUCCGCCUCUUUGCCCAAAGUGCUGUCAAGAAGAUUCUCACCGCAUAAGCGCAGGACAGCGGAGCCGCGGCAUCGGAAAAUUAAGACCUAGGAUUGUGCUUUACAAUGAACAUAAUCCUGACGAGGAAGCCAUUGGUUCCGUUGUCAGGAGAGACUUACGAGCUAGACCCGAUGCUUUGGUGGUGGUGGGAACUAGUUUGAAAAUACCUGGUGUCCGUCGUAUUGUUAAAGAGAUGUGCCGUGUGGUUCAGGGUAGGAAGGACGGCAUUGUCAUAUGGAUAAAUCAUGAUGCAGCGCCUGUUGGCAGGGACUUUGAGCAAUGCUGGGAUCUUGUGGUUAAGGGCGAUUGUGACGAAGUUGCUGGACUUGUGGGCUUGAAACAGUGGGAUGAUAGCGGUGAUGACGCUCCCAUCAAAUGCCCAGCGCCCGAUACCGAAAGCCUUAGGAAAAAGUAUGGAAGCAAUAUAGCCGUGGUUGUCCCGGCCUCCACAGCUACAAACCAAGGGGAAAUGAUACACUCCGCCCCGAUUGCAAAGCUGACGAAUUCUGGAAACAAACGCUCUUCGCUCAAUGAGAUACCUGAUCGUAAGAAAAAAGGACCAUCCAAGCCAAGAAGGACCUCACAAAAUAAGAAAGCGCCGCGACAGAAUCAGAUCGGAUCAAAUUUCCGUGUGAGCAAACCUAGCAAGCAAGGAGCCCCAAAAGGUGUUAAACCUCUUCCUUGCGAUGGAUCAAUUUCAAUGGCCAUGUGUCCGCUAUCCCCAGGAGAAGUGCGCAAUAACGGCCCUUUGUCUCCCGGCUUGGUGGUGCCAUCUACGUCCUGCUCACCAUCGUGGAAAGAUGCUGAAAUCAUUGCCACUCCAAGUUAG